Molecule: messenger RNA, 1862 nt
Organism: Oncorhynchus tshawytscha (Chinook salmon)
Lineage: Eukaryota; Metazoa; Chordata; Actinopteri; Salmoniformes; Salmonidae
Exons: 4
Coding region: 1-1140 (379 amino acids)
Source: RefSeq, a predicted model, not a curated record
AUGACUGAGUUAUCGUCUAGGAAUCAUGAUGGUCAUCUAGUCUUGUACUGCUGGUCUAGGAAUCAUGGUGGUCAUCUAGUCUUGUACUGCUGGUCUAGGAAUCAUGGUGGUCAUCUAGUCUUGUACUGCUGGUCUAGGAAUCAUGGUGGUCAUCUAGUCUUGUACUGCUGGUCUAGGAAUCAUGGUGGUCAUCUAGUCUUGUACUGCUGGUCUAGGAAUCAUGGUGGUCAUCUAGUCUUGUACUGCUGGUCUAGGAAUCAUGGUGGUCAUCUAGUCUUGUACUGCUGGUCUAGGAAUCAUGGUGGUCAUCUAGUCUUGUACUGCUGGUCUAGGAAUCAUGGUGGUCAUCUAGUCUUGUACUGCUGGUCUAGGAAUCAUGGUGGUCAUCUAGUCUUGUACUGCUGGUCUAGGAAUCAUGGUGGUCAUCUAGUCUUGUACUGCUGUACUGCUGUGUCUAGGAAUCAUGGUGGUCAUCUAGUCUUGUACUGCUGGUCUAGGAAUCAUGGUGGUCAUCUAGUCUUGUACUGCUGGUCUAGGAAUCAUGGUGGUCAUCUAGUCUUGUACUGCUGGUCUAGGAAUCAUGGUGGUCAUCUAGUCUUGUACUGCUGGUCUAGGAAUCAUGGUGGUCAUCUAGUCUUGUACUGCUGGUCUAGGAAUCAUGGUGGUCAUCUAGUCUUGUACUGCUGGUCUAGGAAUCAUGGUGGUCAUCUAGUCUUGUACUGCUGGUCUAGGAAUCAUGGUGGUCAUCUAGUCUUGUACUGCUGGUCUAGGAAUCAUGGUGGUCAUCUAGUCUUGUACUGCUGGUCUAGGAAUCAUGGUGGUCAUCUAGUCUUGUACUGCUGGUCUAGGAAUCAUGGUGGUCAUCUAGUCUUGUACUGCUGGUCUAGGAAUCAUGGUGGUCAUCUAGUCUUGUACUGCUGGUCUAGGAAUCAUGAUGGUCAUCUAGUCUUGUACUGCUGGUCUAGGAAUCAUGAUGGUCAUCUAGUCUUGUACUGCUGGUCUAGGAAUCAUGAUGGUCAUCUAGUCUUGUACUGCUGGUCUAGGAAUCAUGAUGGUCAUCUAGUCUUGUACUGCUGGUCUAGGAAUCAUGGUGGUCAUCUAGUCUUGUACUGCUGGUCUCGUUAUGACACGUCUUCAUAAUCAGAAUGUCUAUCAGUUUUCAUUCAUGUCAAGAAGCAUCUGUUAGUAAAACAUCAUUUUUUUAAAUACAUAGAUUAAAUCUUUGUCCCAAAUGUCACCCUAUUCCCUAUUAGUUCACUACCGUUGACCAGGCCCAUAGGGCUUUUGUGAAAAGUAGUGCACUACAUAGGGAAUAGGGCUCUGGUCUAUAGUAGUACCACUAUAUAGGGAAUAGGGCUCUGGUCUAUAGUAGUACCACUAUAUAGGGAAUAGGGCUCUGGUCUAUAGUAGUACCACUAUAUAGGGAAUAGGGCUCUGGUCUAUAGUAGUACCACUAUAUAGGGAAUAGGGCUCUGAUCUAAAGUUGUGCACUAGAUAGGGAAUAGGAAGACACAUCCAUAUACUGGGUCACAUUAUUUAGGUUAGCUGCUGUUCACUCUCAGUGCCUCCCUCUACCACUCAUUAAAAUCCAAUAACUCUACACCCAUCUAACAUAGAACGUUCCUACUAACCACCUCUACUCCCAUCUACCAUAGAACGUUCCUACUGGCCAACUAACCACCUCUACUCUCAUCUACCAUAGAACGUUCCUACUAACCACCUCUACUCCCAUCUACCAUAGAACGUUCCUACUGGCCAACUAACCACCUCUACUCCCAUCUACCAUAGAACGUUCCUACUGGCCAACUAACCACCUCUACUCUCAUCUACCAUAGAACGUUCCUACUAACCACCUCUACUCC